UCCGGGGCGGCUGCCCGACGGCCAUCUUGCUUGCCGGGCAGCCGGCUGGGAGGUUGCGCGUGCGCGGGGCCCCUCCAGCUCCGGCGGGUGCAGCGCUUCCCUGAGGGUGGAGGCCGGUGGGCGCCCGCGGCCGCGAUGACCCAGGCGGAGAAGGGGGAUGCGGAGAACGGGAAGGAGAAGGGCGGGGAGAAGGAAAAGGAGCAGCGCGGCGUGAAACGACCCAUCGUGCCCGCGCUGGUGCCGGAGUCGCUACAGGAGCAAAUCCAGAGCAACUUCAUUGUGGUCAUACAUCCAGGUUCAACAACCUUAAGGAUUGGUCGAGCCACAGACACACUUCCUGCUAGCAUUCCUCAUGUCAUUGCACGAAGACACAAACAACAAGGGCAGCCACUAUACAAGGACAACUGGCUCCUAAGGGAAGGACUAAAUAAACCAGAGAGUAAUGAACAAAGACAAAAUGGCCUUAAAAUGGUGGAUCAAGCAAUAUGGUCUAAAAAGAUGUCAAAUGGCACAAGACGGAUUCCCGUGUCCCCUGAACAGGCACGCUCCUACAACAAGCAGAUGCGACCUGCAAUUUUAGAUCACUGUUCUGGAAACAAGUGGACAAACACAUCUCAUCACCCAGAGUUUUUGGUGGGAGAAGAGGCCUUAUACGUUAACCCAUUGGACUGUUAUAAUAUUCACUGGCCUAUCAGAAGAGGUCAGUUAAAUAUUCACCUGGGACCUGGGGGCUCCCUUACGGCUGUUUUGGCAGAUAUUGAAGUAAUAUGGUCUCACGCAAUCCAAAAAUAUUUGGAAAUCCCCCUGAAAGAUUUAAAGUAUUAUAGAUGUAUCUUGCUAAUUCCUGAUAUCUAUAAUAAACAGCAUGUGAAAGAAUUAGUGAAUAUGAUCCUAAUGAAGAUGGGUUUUUCAGGGAUUGUGGUCCAUCAAGAGUCUGUGUGUGCCACCUUCGGAAGUGGUUUAAGCAGCACAUGUAUUGUGGAUGUUGGAGACCAGAAGACAAGUGUGUGCUGUGUGGAGGAUGGGGUCUCUCAUCGGAAUACUCGGCUCUGUCUGGCCUAUGGGGGGUCUGACGUGUCAAGGUGUUUCUACUGGCUGAUGCAGCGAGCCGGGUUCCCUUACCGAGAAUGCCAGCUAACAAAUAAAAUGGAUUGUCUUCUUCUGCAGCACCUUAAAGAAACUUUCUGUCAUUUAGAUCAGGACAUCUCUGGACUUCAGGAUCAUGAGUUUCAGAUUCGACAUCCAGAUUCCCCUGCCCUGCUUUACCAGUUUCGAUUAGGAGAUGAAAAACUCCAGGCCCCAAUGGCUUUGUUUUACCCAGCAACUUUUGGAAUUGUUGGCCAGAAAAUGACAACUUUGCAGCACAGAUCUCAGGGAGACCCUGAGGAUCCUCAUGAUGAGCAUUACCUGCUGGCCACGCAGAGCAAGCAGGAACAGUCUGCCAAAGCUACUGCUGACCGAAAGUCUGCCUCCAAACCCAUUGGAUUUGAAGGGGAUCUUCGUGGCCAGUCUUCUGACCUUCCAGAAAGACUCCAUGCCCAGGAGGUGGAUUUGGGAUCCUCCCAGGGAGACUGUCUGAUGGCUGGCAAUGAAUCUGAGGAGGCUCUCACAGCACUGAUGUCCCGGAAGACUGCCAUCUCUCUGUUUGAAGGGAAAGCCCUGGGCCUGGAUAAAGCCAUUCUUCACAGCAUCGACUGCUGUUCAUCUGAUGAUACCAAAAAGAAGAUGUACAGUUCCAUCCUCGUGGUGGGAGGUGGUUUGAUGUUUCAUAAAGCUCAAGAAUUUCUGCAGCACAGAAUUCUCAACAAAAUGCCACCUUCAUUCAGGCGAAUUAUUGAGAAUGUGGAUGUGAUCACAAGGCCCAAGGAUAUGGAUCCCCGGCUGAUUGCAUGGAAAGGAGGGGCCGUGUUGGCUUGUUUGGACACCACACAGGAACUGUGGAUUUAUCAGAGAGAAUGGCAGCGCUUUGGUGUCCGCAUGUUACGAGAGCGAGCUGCUUUUGUCUGGUGAAAAUGGGCAGAAAGUCACUAUAUUAGAGACCAAAAAUAGGCCUCCUGGUAUAUAAAAGACUCUUGAAGAAUAUAUAUAUUUUAAUUUAUUGACUUAGAUGCUUAAAUUUCAUGGAAAAUAAAUGAAUUUUAACUUUUACGUUGACAAUAGGACAUUGGUGUGAAAUUAUAAGCUGCUUUUGUAGCCAGGACAUUUACGAAUAAAUAUGAACUUACUUUUCAGUGGUAAAUGCUCCUGCCCCUUUCUCAGGGUCGCAGGAGCUCCCUGAUGAUGUGAAAUGUUGCUGUUGAGUGGCUCCCAUGUACACACCUUGGCUUAAGUUGACCUUAGUGUCAUCAGAUAAUCACACAGCCACAAGGGGUGGGUGUAUGGCUCGGGUACCUGAAUCCUGAGAACUGGCCAGCCCACUUCCCUCACGUGUUUUAGCAGGCACACAUUGUUUCGACUCAGGGGUGCUCUUAGAAUUCCAAAUAGGGAGAGAAAAGGUUCUUUUUUUCUUUUUCUAUUGGAUUACAAAAAAGACUGUGACCAGUUGAGCUCUGGAUUUCCGAAGGCAAAGAUUUAAGGAUGGGCUGGCUGGCUUUGGUUACUCCACAUGCUUCAGGGUGGGCUUACGGAAAGAAAACAAUCCUUAUCUGACCAAAACAGAACAACAACUGAAAAGGAAAACCCAUUUCCUUCCUAAAGCCAAGUAGAAACAAUUCAGGUGUAAUUUAUAGUUAACUUGUGCAGAUGAAUAAGGUGACUGCUGGUCACCUUAUUACUGCCAACUUAAUCAUCAAGUCCCCAAAUUUCCUUUAUCUGAAGAACCAAGAGAAAGGUUUUGGAACUCUUUGUGCUCAGUAAGAUCAUUUGAUCUUAAUCUGUGAACAGUCUGAAGCGAAAUCUAAGUACAGACAGCUAUUAGCACCAGUGGCCCAGGCCUUGGUGAAGCCUUCUGAGCCCCUGGCCAGAGGAAGGCUAGGCAUUAGCUGGAGACAGAAGCUUGUCAGUGAGCACAGCCUGGGGGCUCAGAGACCUGGGAGCAUGGGGAAUGCCUGAUUCCUGCCACUCCUGCUGGGCAUCUGCGUCCACCAUCUCAUCCAGAACUGGAGAUAUGGGAGUGGAAUGGGACUGGCGGAGGGGGAGGGGGGCUGACAAAAGUAGGGCUGGAUAAGAGAUGGAGGUAAGAAUGGAAUAUAGAACAGGAUGGUUAGAAGUCUCAGGGCAUGGAGAAAUGCUGGUCCUGGAGCAUUUGCAUAACAAGGAGUAUCCUACAUAUAUGUGAUCAGUAGGUGAGGAACAAAGAAGAGUCCAUCGGUAUAACAAUGAUUUUACCUUGGUACUGUUGAAAGGUGCUUUCAAUUUGAAGAU
This is a messenger RNA of Neomonachus schauinslandi (Hawaiian monk seal), 3363 nucleotides long. It is a transcript of the gene ACTR8, whose product is annotated as actin related protein 8. Lineage: Eukaryota; Metazoa; Chordata; Mammalia; Carnivora; Phocidae. The record is from RefSeq and is a predicted model, not a curated record. Gene Ontology annotation, cellular component: Ino80 complex. Gene Ontology annotation, biological process: double-strand break repair; regulation of DNA-templated transcription. The transcript has 13 exons. Bases 136 to 2010 code for a protein of 624 amino acids.